AAGUUUGGAAUUUCGGUCAUACAGGAGGAAAAGGAGGAGGAGAAAACGGGAGAAGUUUGACUUUAAGAAAUAGCAGAGAAGCGAGGAGGGGGAGAGAGAGGAGAAAACCCACAGCAAAACAGAGCAAAUGCGCCCGGAAUGCAAGGAUUCAGUUUUGCAUUUGUGAAACUGAAACGCGAUUUGCGUUAUUUUGGAUCUUAGUUUUUUUUUCUGUCUUGCUCUGCUACGUGCGCGUUGGUUUGGGUGAAACUGUGAGCUGCUGGAAUUCGGCAAUCACUUGCUUUCCUUGUGGAUUAUUGCUUUUUGUAAAGUUUCUUAAAGUGGUUUCUGAAACAUAAGCAGUAUUGUGUGUGUGUGUGUGCCCCCUCCCUCUCGCUCCAGUCAGGCUUGCUGUGCUGUACGGUACCGUACUGGUGGGUGGUGUGUUCUCUCAGCAGGAUUCCAAUUUCCAGACACAGUGACAGAGAAAUCUGCUUACAUUCUUUUCAUAUCAAAGUCACGAGAAGAUCUUUUAAAAACCAAAAACCUUGCCAUUUGGAUUUCAUGCAAAAGGUCUUCACCCGUUUUUUGUUUCUAUUCAAAAACUCCUAAAUCAAAGAGAUUGUUUUAUUGUGCGCUUUAUUUUUUAAAAUUAGCAUUUCUCACCCAGAAUCCGAAGAUGCCGGUGAGGAAGAAAGAUGCACUGCGAGCUUUGGGUCUCCUGGAAGAAUAUCGGUCUAAACUGAGUCAAACAGAGGACAGACAACUCAGACACUCAAUUGAGAGAGUUAUCAACAUCUUUCAGAGCAACCUGUUCCAGGCUCUCAUAGAUAUCCAGGAAUUUUAUGAAGUGACCUUACUGGACAAUCAGAAAUGUGGAGAAUCUCCGAAGCCAGUAGAACCCACACCACCUGUAAACUUGUGGGAAUUCUCCAGCCUUCCAAGCACAACCGUGACUUCAGACACACUGCCGAGCAGCGUUAGCCUGAGUGUAGAGAAGUACCGUUACAAAGAUGAAGACACACCACCACAAGAACACAGUUCCCCGCACCUUACCAAUGAGGUGAAAGGACCAGAGUUGGUACAUGUAUCAGAAAAGAACCUUUCACAGAUUGAGAAUGUACACGGUUUUGUCUCUCACUCACAUAUCUCCCCUAUGAAGGUAGAGUCCCUGGAGUGCAUCUUUGAUGGGCCUUCGACUUUAGAAAAAGAUGCGCUUCCCUCUUCUCAGCUGGCUUUGUUGUCGCAAAGCAUUUCAGUCUCUCAGCAGACAGAUGCUGCUCCCAUAAUCCCUGUGAUCCCUGUCCUACCAGUCCCAGCAGAGAACACUGCCAUCUCAUCUCCCACGUCACAGGCAAAUCCGCCACCGGUCGUGGUGAACACAGAUAGUCUGGAUACUUCUCCUUAUGUAAACGGCACAGAAGCAGACUAUGAAUACGAGGAGAUCACACUUGAAAGGGGAAAUUCAGGUCUUGGUUUUAGUAUCGCAGGUGGUACAGAUAAUCCCCAUAUUGGAGAUGACCCGAGUAUCUUCAUUACAAAAAUCAUAGCAGGAGGUGCAGCUGCACAGGACGGGAGACUUCGGGUGAAUGACAACAUAUUAAGAGUAAAUGAUGUGGACGCCAGGGAUGUAACCCACAGCAAAGCAGUAGAAGCCUUAAAAGAAGCCGGAUCAAUCGUCAGACUAUACGUGAGAAGAAGAAAGCCGGUGACUGAAAAAAUCAUGGAACUAAAGCUUGUUAAAGGCCCUAAAGGUCUCGGCUUCAGCAUAGCGGGGGGAGUUGGAAAUCAGCAUAUUCCCGGGGACAAUAGCAUUUACGUAACCAAAAUCAUCGAGGGGGGAGCGGCACACAAAGAUGGCAGACUGCAAAUAGGAGACAAACUACUUGCCGUGAACGCUGCUGGUCUUGAGGAGGUCAGUCAUGAAGACGCCGUGACUGCCUUGAAAAACACCCCUGAUGUAGUUUACUUGAAAGUGGUGAAACCCACCAGCGUCUACAUGAAUGACAGUUACGCACCUUCCGACAUCACCAACUCCUAUUCACAGCACAUGGAUAACCAUAUCAGUCCGCCCAACUACUUGGGACAACCAUUACCACCGGCAACCCCCGGCAGAUAUUCGCCUGUCUCAAAGGCAAUUGUGGGAGACGAGGAGAUUACAAGGGAGCCUAGAAAAGUGGUGCUACAUCGAGGCUCCACAGGUCUGGGCUUCAAUAUCGUUGGAGGAGAGGACGGAGAGGGGAUAUUCAUCUCCUUCAUUCUGGCAGGAGGGCCAGCGGACUUGUGUGGGGAGCUGAAGAAAGGAGACCGCAUUGUCUCUGUGAACGGUGUUGACCUUCGGAGUGCGACGCACGAGCAGGCCGCUGCAGCUCUGAAGAAUGCAGGCCAGACAGUCACCAUCGUCGCUCAGUAUCGUCCAGAGGAAUACAGUCGGUUUGAAGCCAAAAUCCAUGAUCUACGGGAGCAGAUGAUGAACAGCAGUGUAAGCUCAGGAUCUGGGUCGUUGCGGACCAGCCAGAAGAGAUCACUCUAUGUCAGAGCUCUGUUUGACUAUGAUAAGACCAAGGACAGCGGGCUCCCGAGUCAAGGGCUGAACUUCCAGUUUGGGGACAUUCUGCAUGUUAUCAAUGCCUCAGAUGACGAGUGGUGGCAAGCACGGCAGGUCACGCCAGAUGGAGAGAGCGAAGAGAUUGGAGUAAUCCCAAGCAAACGCAGGGUGGAAAAGAAAGAAAAAGCCAGGUUAAAGACAGUGAAAUUCAAUUCAAAAUCAAGAGACAAAGGGCAGUCAUUCAAUGACAAGCGUAAAAAGAACCUCUUUUCCCGAAAAUUCCCUUUCUACAAGAAUAAGGACCAGAGUGAGCAGGAAACCAGUGACCUUGACCAGCAUGUAACAUCUAAUGCCAGCGAUAGUGAAAGUAGUUACCCAGGUGGCCUGGAGGAAUAUAUACUGUCUUAUGAGCCGGUCACCCAGCAAGAAGUAAACUACUCCCGUCCAGUGAUAGUUUUGGGACCCAUGAAAGACAGAGUAAACGACGAUCUGAUCUCGGAGUUUCCAGACAAGUUUGGCUCCUGCGUUCCUCACACAACUAGACCACAGCGUGACUAUGAGGUGGACGGCAGGGAUUAUCACUUUGUCAUAUCUCGGGAGCAGAUGGAGAAGGACAUUCAGGAUCACAAGUUCAUCGAGGCCGGCCAGUACAACAACCACCUGUAUGGAACCAGUGUACAGUCAGUACGGGAGGUCGCAGAAAAGGGCAAGCACUGUAUCCUCGACGUGUCAGGCAAUGCUAUCAAGAGGCUACAGAUAGCACUGCUCUAUCCUAUUGCUGUUUUCAUUAAACCAAAAUCUAUAGAAAAUAUUAUGGAGAUGAAUAAGCGGCUGACAGAAGAGCAAGGCAGGAAGACCUUCGAGAGAGCCAUGAAACUGGAGCAGGAAUUCACAGAGCACUUCACAGCUAUUGUUCAAGGGGACACGCUAGAGGAGAUAUACAACCAGGUUAAACAAAUCAUCGAGGAGCAAUCUGGCCCCUAUAUCUGGGUACCAGCCAAGGAGAAGUUGUGAAGAUGCUGGUUUUUUUUUUGUUUGUUUGUUUUUUUUUAACCAAUCUCCUCUGCUGCAUUCGAUGGCUUUCCACCCCGUCUUUCAGAGUCCACUUCCUCCCCGUGUGUGUACGUCAUAGGGGACACAACCCCUUUUUUGUGUCUCAACAUUCUCUCUCACAUAUUGACACCAGUGUCUUGUCAAUUUGAGACUGUUGCAUAGAAAUGACUGGUUUAAUCACCACUGUCUUUCUACAGAGAAGGGGGGAUAUGGGCUGACCAGCUACAAUAGGAGGAUUCUAUGGUACAGUUCCUUAAUGUUUAAGGGCAGUGACUUUUUAGAGAUGCAUUAUAUAUAUAUAUAUUUUUUUUUUUCUUUUAAAUUGGGAUUAUUUUCAUGGUAAAGGAAGGAAUAUGCGGUCUCAUUUAUUGGGUCAGAAAAACACGAAGCAAAACUUUGCACGUUCUAGCUUUAAUAGCAUGGUUUGGAUGAUUUAUGAUUUUAUUGUGGGUUUCUUUUUGCUGUCUAAAGUUUUUUCAAAAUCAUUAAUCAUAGCCUCCUUUCUAUUGUUUUUACAUGCAUUUUGUCUCGCACAACCUCAGAUCGGCCCAUUUUAAAAGGUUCAGGUACACGUCUGUUAAUUAUUUGUUAGUGUUUCUAAGCGGGUUCUUCAAAAGUUAAUCAGUGUCUUACCAUUAAAAACUGCUUUGUCACUGAACGAUAGUAGAUUUAAUCAUCUUAGGUGUUCAGGAGAGUUCAUUUUUUAAGUAAGGAAUGACUGGUUGUGUUAGUGGUGUUGAAAGUGUCACUUUUUAAAGUCCAUAUAUUAAUGGAAAGGCUUUGGAGCCAUACAAAAGGAUUCUGUUGUACACAGUUUGAGAUUUUAACAGAUAUUUAACCCUCAGUAAACUGCCUAUUUUGUUAUAAUAAAAGACUAUUGAAUUGAACUUUACUUAACACUAAAUUAUUUUCUUUACAUAGUUGCACACACACACACACACACACAUAUAUAUAUAUAUAUAU
Polyodon spathula (Mississippi paddlefish) is the source of this 4543-nucleotide messenger RNA. RefSeq names its product disks large homolog 1-like. The coding region runs from base 659 to 3541 and encodes 960 amino acids. Gene Ontology annotation, biological process: neurotransmitter receptor localization to postsynaptic specialization membrane; chemical synaptic transmission. Lineage: Eukaryota; Metazoa; Chordata; Actinopteri; Acipenseriformes; Polyodontidae. Gene Ontology annotation, molecular function: kinase binding. The transcript has 26 exons. The record is from RefSeq and is a predicted model, not a curated record. Gene Ontology annotation, cellular component: postsynaptic density membrane; neuron projection; neuromuscular junction.